This is a messenger RNA of Colletotrichum higginsianum IMI 349063, 4347 nucleotides long. RefSeq names its product Ubiquitin-activating enzyme e1 1. Bases 1 to 4347 code for a protein of 1448 amino acids. The record is from RefSeq and is a predicted model, not a curated record. The transcript is spliced from 10 exons. Gene Ontology annotation, molecular function: SUMO activating enzyme activity. Gene Ontology annotation, cellular component: cytoplasm; SUMO activating enzyme complex. Gene Ontology annotation, biological process: protein sumoylation. NCBI's taxonomy places the organism in Eukaryota, Fungi, Ascomycota, Sordariomycetes, Glomerellales, Glomerellaceae.
AUGGCCGUAAGUCUCUCGCCGACUCCCUCGCCCCUUGAGCUGCUGAUCCGGGACAGCGUACCCCGCAGCGCCGGCAACGUACCUACCACCUGUUCGCAUUACGUCGCUAACCCGUCUUUCUCUCUACAGGACAAAAAGCUCCCGGAGGUUGACCUGGUGACCCGAAUGCAGGUCGAUGAUUCUGUCGUUGGCCUCACCGAGAUCGAUGAGUCCCUCUACAGUCGCCAGCUCUAUGUUCUGGGCCACGAGGCCAUGAAGCGCAUGGGCGCUUCCAACAUCCUCAUCGUUGGUCUUAAGGGUCUGGGUGUUGAGAUCGCAAAGAAUAUUGCACUCGCCGGCGUCAAGAGUCUGACUCUCUACGAUCCCGGUCUGGUCGCCCUCGCCGACUUGUCUUCACAGUUCUUCCUUCGUCCCGAGGAUGUUGGCAAGCCGAGGGACGAGAUCACGGCCCCGCGUGUCGCCGAGCUGAACGCAUACACGCCGGUCAAAGUCCACCAGUCAUCAAACUUGGGCGAGAACCUUUCGCAGUUCGACAAGUAUCAGGUCGUCGUCCUUACCAGCCUGCCAUUGAAGCUUCAGACACUCAUUGGCGACUACUGCCACUCGAAGGGCAUCUACGUCGUCGCCGCCGACACGUUUGGCCUGUUUGGCUCGAUUUUUUGUGAUUUCGGCGAUAACUUCACCGUUAUCGACCCGACCGGCGAGACUCCCUUGAGCGGUAUUGUUGCUGGCAUUGACGAGGAGGGUGUCGUGUCGGCACUUGACGAGACUCGUCACGGUCUUGAGGACGGCGACUUUGUCACAUUUUCCGAAGUCGAGGGCAUGGAGGGUCUGAACGGCGGCGAGCCUCGCAAGAUCACCGUCAAGGGCCCCUACACUUUCUCGAUUGGCGACGUUUCGGGCCUUGGCCAGUACAAGCGUGGAGGCCUGUACCAGCAGGUCAAGAUGCCCAAGACGAUCAAUUUCAAGAGCAUCACCGCCGCUAUCAAGGAGCCAGAGUUUAUCGUGUCAGACUUUGCCAAGUUUGACCGCCCGCAGCAGCUGCACCUUGGUUUCCAGGCUCUACACGCCUUCGUCGAGAGUCAGGGCCGUUUCCCCAACCCCUUGGACGAUGCCGAUGCCACCGUUAUCCUCCGCUCGGCAGAGGCGUUCGCCAAGGCAGAGGGCGUAGAGGUCGAAUUCGACGAGAAGCUUCUUAAGGAGCUGAGUUACCAAGCGCUUGGUGACCUGAACCCGAUGGCCGCCUUGUUCGGUGGCAUCGCGGCCCAAGAGAUCCUCAAGGCCGUCUCUGGCAAGUUUCAGCCCAUUCAACAGUGGAUGUACUUUGACUCGCUCGAGUCCCUCCCGACCAGUACACCUCGUACUGCCGAACUGUGCAAGCCCCUGGGCAGCAGAUACGAUGGCCAGAUUGUGGUUUUUGGCCGCGACUACCAGGAGAAGAUCGGCAAUCUCCGGCAAUUCCUUGUCGGUGCCGGUGCUAUUGGCUGUGAGAUGCUCAAGAACUGGGCCAUGAUCGGUCUUGGCACCGGCCCCAAGGGCAAGAUUACUGUCACCGACAUGGACUCGAUCGAGAAGAGUAACCUCAACCGUCAGUUCUUGUUCCGACCAAAGGACGUAGGUAAGAUGAAGAGCGACUGCGCUGCUGAGGCCGUGCAAGCGAUGAACCCCGACCUCAACGGUCAUAUCGUUUGCCUCAAGGACCGUGUCAGCCCUGAGACGGAGGAGACAUUUAAUGAAGAAUUCUGGAACGACCUGGACGGUGUUACCAAUGCGCUGGACAAUGUCGAGGCUCGUACGUAUGUCGACCGCCGCUGCGUGUUUUUCCGCAAGCCCCUUCUCGAGAGCGGCACGCUCGGAACCAAGGGCAACACUCAAGUUGUCCUUCCCCACCUCACCGAAUCGUACUCGUCUUCGCAGGACCCCCCUGAGAAGGAGUUUCCGAUGUGCACGGUGAAGAGCUUCCCGAACAAGAUUGAGCACACUAUCGCGUGGUCCAAGGACCACAUGUUCGAGAACCUCUUCAUCACGUCUCCCUCGACAGUCAACCUGUACUUGACACAGCCCAACUACGUCGAGAGCACAUUGAAGCAGGGCGGCAGCGCCAAGCUGACGUUGGAGACGCUCCGCGACUACCUCACCACGGACCGCCCGCGUACGUUCGAGGACUGCAUCGCGUGGGCGCGGAUCUUGUUUGAGAAGGAGUUCAACAAUAAGAUCCAGCAGCUGCUGUACAACUUCCCCAAGGAUUCGGUAACCAGCAGCGGCACACCCUUUUGGUCCGGUCCCAAACGCGCCCCUGAGCCGCUUAAGUUCAACCCUAACGACCCUACCCACUUUGCCUUCAUCGUAUCGGCCGCGAACCUGCACGCCUUCAACUAUAACAUCAAGUCUCCCGGCACCUCCAAGGACAUUUAUCUGCGUGAGCUCGAGAACGUCAUUGUGCCAGAAUUCUCGCCCGCGGAGGGCGUCAAGAUCCAGGCGAACGAAAACGAUCCUGAUCCGAACGCUGAGGCUGGCCAGACCAGCUCGUUUGACGACAACGACGAGCUGCAGAACAUCAUUUCGAGCCUGCCUUCGCCCAACGAGCUUGCUGGCUUCCAGCUGCAGCCCGUGGACUUUGAAAAGGACGACGACUCAAACCACCACAUCGACUUCAUCACGGCCUGUAGCAACUUGCGCGCUGCCAACUACAAGAUUGAGCAGGCUGACCGCCACAAGACCAAGUUCAUCGCCGGAAAGAUCAUCCCUGCCAUUGCGACGACGACGGCGCUCGUAACGGGUCUGGUGAUCUUGGAGUUGUACAAGGUUAUUGACGGCAAGCAAGAUUUGGAACAGUACAAGAACGGCUUCAUCAACCUCGCGCUGCCCUUCUUUGGCUUCAGCGAGCCGAUUGCUAGCCCUAAGGUGGAAUUCAAGGGCCCCAACGGCAUCGUCAAGUUGGACAAGAUCUGGGACCGUUUCGAGGUGGCCGAUAUCACGCUUAAGGAGCUUCUGGAGCACUUUGAGAAGCAGGGUCUCACCAUUUCGAUGCUCAGCUCCGGUGUUAGCUUGCUGUACGCCAGCUUCUUCCCGCCGGCCAAGCUCAAGGACCGCCAGAACCUCAAGCUGAGCCAGCUCGUAGAGACGGUUUCCAAGAAGCCGGUCCCAGCCCACCAGAAGGAGGUCAUUUUUGAGAUGGUUGCCGAGGAUGUCGACGGCGAAGACGUUGAGGUCCCCCAAUUCGUCCGCGUGUUCUCGUCCACCGCUGUCACCAGGCAAGCAUUCCUACGUACACCCCUUACCCCGCCCAAGGGUCUCGCUCAGAAACAGCAAAUCAGAAUGACCAGCAAAGUCACCGACUGGGUCAAACCCGGCGACACGUCGGGCGAGUUCAAGCGCCAGCAAAGCUCGUUCCGAAACUGGAUCUCGCGCGAGCAGGGAGCAAAGUUCCCCCCCGAGAAGGGCCGCUACCAUCUCUACGUCAGCUACGCCUGGAAACCCCAAAAAACACAGGCCUGCCGCACGUUGAUCACACGCAAGCUCAAGGGCCUCGAGGACAUCAUCAGCUAUUCCGUGGUCCACUGGCACCUCGGCGAGAAGGGGUGGCGCUUCGUUACCGAGAAGGAUAAGGACAUCCCCGGCGACAACGUGAUCCCUGAUCCCGUCCCGGGCCACGAGGACUUCAGGCACCUCCGCGACCUGUACUUCGAGUCAGAGCCGGAAUACAACGGCCGCUUCACCGUGCCUGUCCUGUACGACACCAAAGGCAAGACCAUUGUCAGCAACGAGAGCAGCGAGAUCAUCCGCAUGCUCUACACUGAGUUUGACGACCUCGUGGACAAAAAGUAUCAACAGGUCGACCUCUACCCCGAGGCCCUGCGCGUCCAGAUUGACGAGACCAACGAGUGGACGUACGACAAGAUCAACAACGGCGUGUACAAGUCCGGCUUCGCCACGACGCAGGAGGCUUACGAGCGUAACGUCGUCGCUCUUUUCGAGGCCCUCGACAAGGCCGAGGCGCAGCUCAAGUCCGUACACGAAAAAGGCCCGUACUACUUUGGCAAAGACAUUACCGAGGCCGAUAUCAGACUCUUCGUCACAAUUAUCCGAUUUGAUCCCGUCUACGUGCAGCACUUCAAGUGCAACAUCCGCGACAUCCGCUCCGGAUAUCCCUACAUCCACAAGUGGAUGCGCAACCUGUACUGGAACGUGCCGGCCUUCAAGGACACGACGCAGUUCGAACACAUCAAGUGGCAUUACACCAAAAGCCACACGCAAAUCAACCCCUUUUCCAUCAGCCCCGUCGGCCCUCUGCCCGACAUCCUGCCGUUGGACCAGGAGGUGGCGGCCGUCAGCAUCAAGUUGUGA